AUGGCGUUGUUGCAUCGCGCUGCAGUAGCACUAGUGCUCCUUGUCUUCGCAACUUCAGAUUGUGUCGUGGCUCAUAAUCGAUAUCCGCCAAAGCCGGUUGACCUGACCACGCCUGUUCAACAACACAUCGCCAUACAUGGCCCGAAUGAGGUCUCUGUCGCCUGGGGUACAUAUAAGCGUCUGAGCGAACCAUGCGUUGAAUUUGGGACCAGUAACGACACCCUAACGAGGCGGGCAUGCUCGAAGACAUCUGUGACAUAUCCAACAUCGCGCACAUGGUUCAACUCGGUCAUUUUGGACGGCUUGACGCCUGCGACGACAUACUAUUACAAGAUUGUGUCUACAAACUCCAGUGUCGAUCAAUUCAUGAGCCCACGAAUAGCAGGCGAUACAACGCCGUUUGCCAUGAAUGUUGUCAUUGACCUUGGUGUCUACGGCGCUGAUGGCUACACCACCGACAAGAGAGACCUCAUCCCGACCAUUGAGCCUUCUCUGAACCACUCAACCAUUGGCAGACUUGCCACCACAAUUAAUGAUUACGAAUUCAUCAUUCAUCCCGGCGACUUUGCAUACGCCGACAAGUGGUAUGAGAACCCGAAAAAUCGAGAAGACGGGGAAGCUGCAUAUACGUCGAUUCUAGAGCAGUUUUACCAGCAGCUGGCUCCAAUUGCAAGUCGCAAACCGUACAUGGCUAGCCCCGGCAACCAUGAAGCCGGAUGCGACAUUACUCGUCACAUAGAGGGAGACUGCCCUACGGGCCAGAGCAACUUUACUGACUUCAUGAAUCGAUUUGGCCCUGUUGCCCCUACGGCGUUUGCGUCGUCAUCGUACAAUGCUACUGCGAAGUCGAAAGCUGCCACGGCACAGAGGCUGGCUAGGCCGCCGUUUUGGUACUCUUUCGAAUACGGUAUGGCCCAUGUUGUCAUGUUCAACACGGAGACUGAUUUCUUCAAGGCUCCAGAGGGAAUUGGCGGCUGGACCGGUGACGACUCGGGACCGUUUGGCUUUCCAAACCAGCAACUGGACUUUCUGGAAGCCGACCUGGCAUCUGUGGAUCGUACAGUGACGCCCUGGUUGAUUGUCGCCGCCCACCGGCCAUGGUACACUACUGGUGGGGGAGAAGUCUGUCGACCUUGUAAACAGGCGUUUGAACCCGUAUUUGCCAAGUACGGUGUAGACUUGGCCAUCUUUGGGCAUGUACACAACUCGCAGCGUUUCGUACCCGUCAAUGACAGCGUCGCCGAUCCAAAAGGGAUGAACAACCCCACUGCGCCAAUGUACAUCGUUGCGGGCGGAGCAGGAAACAUUGAAGGACUGAAACAUAUCGGCAAAAAUGUGUCGUAUAAUGCGUUUGCAUAUGCGGAAGACUUUAGUUUCGCAACGAUAAAAUUUAAGGAUAAACAGCAUUUGCAGGUUGACUUUAUUAGGUCUCGGACGGGAGAAGUUAUAGACACGAGUGUGUUGUACAAGGAGCAUGCGCAACAGUUUACACUGGUAGAUGGGAAGCCUAGUUCAUCGGGAAGCAGGCUGGGUGCCUUUUUGGCGAUUAUUGUUCUUGCAUUUGCUGUGGCUAUUUGA
Messenger RNA from Pochonia chlamydosporia 170, 1578 nucleotides. RefSeq names its product acid phosphatase. Bases 1 to 1578 code for a protein of 525 amino acids. NCBI's taxonomy places the organism in Eukaryota, Fungi, Ascomycota, Sordariomycetes, Hypocreales, Clavicipitaceae. The transcript has 2 exons. Gene Ontology annotation, molecular function: acid phosphatase activity; metal ion binding. The record is from RefSeq and is a predicted model, not a curated record.